This is a messenger RNA of Penicillium atrosanguineum, 1032 nucleotides long. Its product is annotated as Eisosome component PIL1/LSP1 family protein. The coding region runs from base 1 to 1032 and encodes 343 amino acids. Gene Ontology annotation, cellular component: eisosome filament; plasma membrane. The record is from RefSeq and is a predicted model, not a curated record. The transcript has 4 exons. Gene Ontology annotation, molecular function: lipid binding. Gene Ontology annotation, biological process: eisosome assembly; negative regulation of protein kinase activity; endocytosis. NCBI's taxonomy places the organism in Eukaryota, Fungi, Ascomycota, Eurotiomycetes, Eurotiales, Aspergillaceae.
AUGCAUCGCACCUAUUCUAUGCGCCAGUCGCGCGCCCCGACCGCCGCGCAGAUUGAGAGCCCCCCGCCCCCAUUGUCCACAACAAAGUCCAACCGCUGGCUAGGAAAGGGUGGCAUCGGACAUGCCUUCCGUAAAAAUGCCGCAGGUGCCUUCGGCCCCGAUCUCGCGCGCAAGCUGUCGCAGCUCGUCAAGAUGGAGAAGAACGUCAUGCGCAGCAUGGAGCUCGUCGCCCGAGAGCGCAUGGAGGUCGCUCAACAAUUGUCCCUGUGGGGUGAGGCCUGCGACGAGGACGUGUCGGAUGUCACGGAUAAGCUCGGCGUCCUGAUCUACGAGAUCGGUGAGCUGGAAGACCAAUUCGUCGACCGCUACGACCAGUAUCGCGUGACCAUCAAGAGCAUCCGUAACAUCGAAGCUUCCGUGCAGCCCAGCCGAGACCGCAAGCAAAAGAUCACCGACGAGAUCGCCAAGCUCAAGUACAAGGACCCCCAAUCCCCGCGCAUCGUUGUUCUCGAGCAGGAGCUUGUCCGCGCCGAGGCCGAGUCCCUGGUCGCCGAAGCGCAGCUCUCCAACAUCACCCGCGAGAAGGUCAAGGCCGCGUUCCAGUACCAGUUCGACGCGCUGCGCGAGCACUGUGAAAAGGUCGCCAUCAUCGCCGGGUACGGUAAGCAUCUGAUCGACCUGAUCGAUGACACGCCCGUGACCCCUGGCGAGACCCGCCACGCAUACGACGGCUACGACGCCAGCAAGGCCAUCAUCCAAGACUGCGAGGAUGCGCUCAGCAACUGGGUGACCUCCAAGGCAGUCGUCAAGUCCGGUCUCUCCACGCGCUCGCGCACCCUGUCCCAGCGCCGCAGCAACGCGAUCAAGAACCGCGACGGCGUCGACCUCUCCGGCCAGGACCAGCCCCUAGAGGGAGACCAGGAUUCGUGGCUGCCCGCCGAUCAGCACCCCAACUACGACGAUGACGAGGAAGGGAUCCUUGAAGGCGAGGCGCGUGGCCGUGAAGAGGAGCGUGAGCCCAUGGGCGUAUAA